UUUGGGUGUGGGGCGCCCAAGGUACUCCCCGGAAGCCUCCCUUCCUUUGGCUGGCAGGCCCUGAAAGACCAGAGCCCCCCAAUAUGAAGGGGGCAGCCCCCAAGAAGAGCGUAUAACUGUCCAAAUGAAUUUGAGAGGAGUGUUGCACUGGCCGCAGAGGCCCAGGUUGCAUAACGCUGUCCUUUUACACCCACACGCGUAGUGUGGAGGAGGAGGAGGAGGAGGAGGAGGAGGAUACAACCUUCACACAGGCAGUAGUCCAAGGCGGCCAUGCUCUGCCCCUCGGACGGCGAGAGCAGCUGCUGCAGCAGCCCCUGCACCACAGCCUCCAGUCGGGGCGACACAGAUCUGGAAGGGGAGGAGAAAACCUGUGCUGUGUGCGGAGACCGGGCCACUGGCUAUCACUUCCAUGUCAUGACCUGUGAAGGCUGCAAGGGAUUCUUCCGGCGGACAGUCAUCAAGGGAGUCCAGUUUACCUGCCCGUUCACCCGCAGCUGCACCAUCACCAGAGCCAAGCGGCGCCAAUGCCAGGCCUGCCGCUACCAGAAGUGCCUGGCCGUGGGCAUGAGGAAGGACAUGAUCAUGUCGGAGGAGGUUCUGCGUCAGCGCCGGGCGCUGCGGCGGCAAAAGCACCAGCGAGAUCAGAGCCCCACGGCUGAGCCGGCUGAAGAGACGGGCCUAACAGCGGAGCAAGAGCAGCUGAUUGGGAUCCUCACCGAAGCGCACAAGAAAAACUUCGACUCCAGCUUCUCCCAGUUCAUCCACUACCAGACUCCAGUGCGCCUGUCCAUCCACAGUCCGAGUUCUUGGAGCCCCCCACAUGGCGCUUUCCCUCCGCUGUGCCCCCUCAGUCCUCAAGAGCCUGUGGAGAGCUACCCGGAGGAGGUCCUGCCUGACGUUUUCUCCAUGUUGCCGCUCUUUGCCGACCUCAGCACCUUCAUGAUCCAGCAAGUGAUCCAGUUUGCCAAGGCCAUACCGUCUUUCAGAAUUUUGCCAAUCGAUGAUCAGAUCUCGCUCCUCAAAGGAGCCACCCUCGAUAUCUGCCAGAUCCAAUUCAACACCGUCUUCAAUGAGGAGACCAAGGCCUGGGAGUGUGGCCAGCACUGCUACACCAUCCAAGAUGGAGCCCUGGCGGGAUUCCAGCAGAUAUAUCUGGAGCCAUUGCUAAAGUUCCACAUCAGCUUGAAGAAGCUCCAGCUGCAUGAGGCUGAAUAUGUCCUGCUACAAGCUCUGGUGCUGUUUUACCCAGACCACGUGAACGUCACGCAGCGAGAGGAGAUCGACCAGACCCAAGAGCGAAUUGCCCUCACCCUGAAAAGCUACAUUGACCAGCGGCACCCUCUGCCUGAAGGCAGGUUUCUCUACGCCAAGCUUCUCUUGCUGCUGACGGAGCUGCGGACACUCAAAGUUGAGAACACCCGCCAGAUCCUACACAUCCACGACACCCAGGACCUCACCUCCAUGACGCCGCUGCUGUCAGAAAUUAUCAGCUGA
Elgaria multicarinata webbii is the source of this 1494-nucleotide messenger RNA. It is a transcript of the gene NR1I3, whose product is annotated as nuclear receptor subfamily 1 group I member 3. Gene Ontology annotation, biological process: negative regulation of transcription by RNA polymerase II; cell differentiation; positive regulation of transcription by RNA polymerase II. Bases 271 to 1494 code for a protein of 407 amino acids. Gene Ontology annotation, molecular function: RNA polymerase II cis-regulatory region sequence-specific DNA binding; nuclear receptor activity; zinc ion binding. The transcript is spliced from 10 exons. Lineage: Eukaryota; Metazoa; Chordata; Lepidosauria; Squamata; Anguidae. The record is from RefSeq and is a predicted model, not a curated record.